AUGAUAAAGAGCAUUAAGCAUACCAUUAUCUGGGUUUUCAAGAUUGUCGAAGUGUGGACAUUGAGGUUCGAGCCAACUAGGCUUAAUCAUCUCAAACACCGUCGUGCUUCUUCUCCAUCACUCAAACUCUCCCCAAAGGUUCAGACUCGCUCUCACUUCCGCUUUCCCAACCUCCAAAAUUCAAGCGCAAAUUUCAACAAGCCAAAGUCCAAACCAUCGACAGCAAAAAUGCCUAUCAAGUGGACUCCAGCCAUUGAUCAGAUCCUCCUCCUCAAGAUCCUCGAAACCUCCCAAGUCAACGUCAACCCUGUAGCAAUCUCCGCAGUAUGGCCUGAGGGUUUCGAAAAGCCCAGUCCCCGCGCCAUUAGCGAACGCUUGGUCAAGAUCCGCCAAACUUCCAAAGACAACGGCGCCGCUUCCCACUUCAGUGUCUCGAAGGCAAAGUCCGGUGCCGGUCCAGCUGGGACACCACGCAAGCGCGCUACCGCUCGUACCAAUGCGGCGGUCAAAAAGGCUACUGCACCAGCUCAGGUUGGCAAAGGAGGAAAGGUCUCUGCCCGUGGUAACGGCGGUGCCGGUGAGAAGCGCAAGCGUGGGAAUCGGGGCAGGAGCGAGGACGAUGCUACCGAUGACUCCGAGGACGAUAAACUCAAAUCCGACGAGUCUGACUCCGAAGAUGAGGACGAACCGCCCAGCAAGAAAGCUAAGUACGGAAAGGGUAAAGUCAACGUCAAACUUGAGGAGAGCGAGGGCGGAUUCUGUGACAGCGGGUAUGAGAAUGCGAAUGAGGAUGCUUUUGUGGGCACUGAGGAGGAGGUCUUUGCCUAG
Molecule: messenger RNA, 828 nt
Organism: Letharia columbiana
Lineage: Eukaryota; Fungi; Ascomycota; Lecanoromycetes; Lecanorales; Parmeliaceae
Exons: 5
Coding region: 1-828 (275 amino acids)
Source: RefSeq, a predicted model, not a curated record